This is a messenger RNA of Dermochelys coriacea (leatherback sea turtle), 915 nucleotides long. Its product is annotated as serotriflin-like. Bases 1 to 915 code for a protein of 304 amino acids. NCBI's taxonomy places the organism in Eukaryota, Metazoa, Chordata, Testudines, Dermochelyidae. The transcript is spliced from 9 exons. Gene Ontology annotation, cellular component: extracellular region. The record is from RefSeq and is a predicted model, not a curated record.
AUGCAAGGUGUUCCGGAACAGAAUGAUUGCAUAAGUCAGGUAGUGUCUGGUACACAGCUUUGGUUGAGUGAGAAAGCCAAGAAUGCACUCUUUGUAAAUACCAGGCCAGAAAAUAUGUGGACUGACAAAUUUGAAAUGGCUCCAGUAUAUGCUAUUUUGUCUACUGACUUGCCAGAAGUGCAAAUAGAGAUCACUGACAAGCACAAUGAGUUCAGGAGAUUAGUAAGUCCAACUGCGAGCAACAUGCUGAAGAUGGUAUGGAAUGCUGAAGCUGCAAAGGAUGCUAAAAGUUGGGCAGAACAAUGUGUUUAUUCCCAUAGUCCUGAAUCCAGAAGAAAAGUUGUAAGCUGGUCUGUUGAGAUAGAUUACUUCACAUUCGGUGUUGGACCAACACCAUCAAAUGCAGUCAUUGGAUACUAUACUCAGAUGGCUUGGUAUAAGUCUUAUGAGAUUGGAUGUGCAGUUGCUUUCUGUCCAGACCGGGCUCUGUACAAGUACUAUUAUGUUUGCCAUUACUACCCUGCGGGAAAUGUAGUAGGAUCAACUACAACACCUUACAAAAUAGGAGAUCCAUGUGGCGACUGUCCUUAUGCUUGUGACAAUGGACUGUGCACCAAUCCCUGCAAGUAUGAAUAUACAUUCUCCAACCGUCGUCAAUUAAAAACGCAAUAUACCUGUAAACACCUGUUUGUCCUAAAAUAUUGUCUGCUGCAUGUUGCUGACAACCACCAAUUAGGAAACAGAGGGAACCAAGUUGCAAAAUGUGAACCAGUGUCUGCAGAGCAUACAGAUAUUGAGGAAAAUUGCAAAGAAGAAGAGGGUAAGGAGGCUUGUGACGAGGACUUCCAUGAGGGGAACAUUUCUGAAGAAGUGAGUGCCCGGGCUCCUAGACACCACCCUCCUUUCCCGGAGUAA